AUGGCUGGUCUUGAUAAACAGCUUGAAGCGUUGAGCGUAAAAAAGGGCAAUUCGAAUAAAGUUCCAAAACCGGGUACUUCAGGUAUCGACUUCAGAGAACAGCAAAAUCAAUCGCGCAAACUUAGUGUUCAAAACCUCAAUAAAAAGAGCAUCAAACAACUGUUGGAUGAUAUGAUUCCGGACAACCCAACUAAUUCAACCUCAGAGAGUGAAGAGGAUCUGGAUGGGGAUGACGAAAGACGAAGUUCGUUCGGAAGCCAUUCAAUCGGAAGUUAUUCGAAGGGAAGUGGUUCGAAAAAAUCUGAGCGAUUAAGCGACGGAAGCCUAUACGGGCUGGGGCAUCUGCGAACCGGGCCAACGAAGGCACAAAUGGCAGCACGAAACGGGAUCACAAAAAGACUUCCUACUUUCAGUGGUAAGCCGGAAAAGUGGCCACUGUUUUUCGGUACGUUCCAAGCAUCAAAUGAAGCCUGUGGGUAUACCGACGUCGAAAAUCUUGUGCGGUUGCAGGAGAGUCUAAAAGGUCCAGCUCUAGAAUGGGUACGAGGGCAACUAAUUAUUCCGCAAUCAGUUCCGAGGGUCAUCGCCAAACUUAAGCAGCUUUACGGUCGUCCGGAACAGUUACUCAAGUGUUACUUGGAAAAGGUUCACAAGCUAGACCCACCAAGAGCCGAUAAACUGGCGAGUUUUAUUCCGUUCGGAAACGCUGUAGAACAGUUAUGCGAACACCUGGAGGCAGCCGAUCUUAAGCAACAUCUCAUUAAUCCGCUGCUAAUUCAGGAACUUGUCGAUAAACUUCCGGAUGGCGAAAAACGACAGUGGGUUCGUUUCAAGCGAUAUACUGGAGACGUCACUUUGAGGACUUUUACAGAUUUUUUGGCGGAAAUAGUUGCGGAUGCAUGCGAAGCGAAUGUGAAUCUGGAGUAUAAAUCCUCGACGAAGUCGUUCAGCGGUGGUCAAUCAGUGAGAAACCAUGCGAGAGGAAGCGGCGCUGUGUAUAAUCACUGCGAAGAGCGUACAGAUGACGACGCAACAGUUAGUCAAGGUAAAUUCCGACCAUGCCAGGUUUGUCAGCGGGUAGAUCAUCGCGUCCGGCACUGUCCGGAGUUUGAAAGACUAAGUUACGCGGACCGAAAUAAAGUAGUAAACCAUUAUAAGUUGUGUACCAUAUGUCUUAACAAUCAUAGCGGGAUUCAGUGCAACGUAGGUGAAUGCAGAGAGCGACAUAAUCCGCUGAUGCAUCCGGUGAAUCACAUCGUCGGCACAAGUGUUCAUAUCCGAAACCAAACAACAGUCAUGUUUAGGAUGAUUCCAGUUCAGUUGCAUUACGGGGGGCGUUCCAUUACGGUUUUGGCGUUCUUAGAUGAAGGAGCCUCCGUUACAAUCGUCGAGAAAAGAUGGACAGAUCGUUUGGGUUUAGUAGGUGUGUCGGAGAAAUUAACCAUCAAAUGGACUUCCGACAUCACGCGCGUAGAGCCAGAAUCUCGUCGUGUGAAUGUGUGGGCGUCAGCAGUUGGAAGUAAAGAAAAGAGGCUAUUACACUCGGUUCGAACGGUUAGUAAGCUAAUGUUGCCACAUCAGAGACUGAAUGCUGCAGAAAUAGCGCAACAGUUCAAGCAUAUGCGAGGGUUACCGAUUGCCUCGUACGACGGGCAGCCGGGAAUGCUUAUCGGACUUAACAACGUUCAUUCGUUUGCGCCGACGGAAGCAAAAAUCGGAACCGUUUCGGAACCAAUAGCGGUGAAUUGUCAACUCGGAUGGACCGUCUACGGGCCAGCCAAGUCAAACGCAGCAGGUGACGGAGAAUAUGUAGGUCAUCAUCACGAAAUUAGUAAUGAGGAUCUGCAUGAUCUACUUAAAAGCCAUUAUGCUUUGGAGGAGUCAGUUGUAGUGGUAUCGCAAGAGUCAGCAGACGACUACCGAGCCAGGCAGAUAAUGGAGCGGACUACUAAACGAGUGGGAUACCGUUUCGAGACCGGACUGCUGUGGAAGAAUGAUGAUCCACAAUUUCCGGAUAGUUUUCCGAUGGCUUUACGGAGGAUGAAGCAGCUGGAGAACAAAAUGAUGAAGAAUCCAGAUCUGUACGAGAGCGUGUGUCGACAAAUCGACGAGUACCAGGAGAAGGGGUAUGCACAUGUUGCAACGGCAGAGGAGUUGCGGAAUUCCGAACCGGAGAAGGUGUGGUACUUACCGUUAAACGCGGUGACAAAUCCCAGAAAACCAGGCAAGAUUCGUCUAGUAUGGGACGCUGCAGCCUCGGUGCAGGGAAUGUCCCUCAACCUGCAGCUGUUGAAGGGGCCAGACCUGUUGGUUCCGCUGGUAAAAGUGAUUGUAGGGUUUAGAGAACGACGGAUAGCGUUCGGUGGCGAUCUCCGUGAAAUGUACCACCAACUACAAAUCAUAGAAAGUGAUAGACAGUUCCAACGUUUCGUAUUUCGGAAAGAUUUCAGUAAAAAACCAACCAUUUUCGUUAUGGAUGUUGCUACGUUUGGCGCCACUUGCUCUCCAAGUUCGGCGCAGUAUGUCAAGAACAGAAAUGCGGAAGAACACGCAGUUCAAUAUCCACAAGCAGCGUCGGCAAUCAUACAUCGUCAUUACGUCGAUGAUUACUUCGACAGCGUUGACACUAUUGAAGAGGCGGUAAAUAUAGCGAAGCAAGUGCAUCUGAUACACAAACAUGGUGGGUUUGAAAUUCGAAAUUGGGUUUCCAAUGCACCAGAAGUUCUUCAGAUUUUGGGUGAAGAAAAGCCGGUAUCGCCAGUACAUUUCAAUCGAGAUAAGCAGAGUUUUAGUGAACGUGUUCUUGGUAUCAUUUGGGAUCCAGACUUGGACGAAUUCUCUUUCUCAACGUUGCACCGACCGGAAAUGCUGGCAUAUCUGUACGAUGGAAAACGGCCAACGAAGCAACUUGCCCUAAGCUGCGUGAUGGGAUUUUUCGACCCGAUGGGGCUGCUGUCACCCUUCACAAUCCACGGGAAAAUAAUAAUUCAGCAUCUGUGGCGUUUGGGCUGUGAUUGGAAAGAUGAAAUCGACGACGAGAGCUGGAGAUUAUGGAAACGCUGGACUGGUCUACUGCCAGAAGUAGAAGCAGUUCGGAUCACACGAUGUUUUAUUGGAAACGCUCUAUCAUCGGCCGUUGAUUCACUAGAACUCCACAUCUUCACUGAUGCCAGUGAAUUAGCAUACGGCUGUGUAGCGUACCUGCGUGCGGAAAUCCAUGGGAAAGUACGAUGUAGUUUGGUUAUGUCUCGGGCGAAGGUGGCUCCACUGAAACGGCAAUCAGUUCCUCGACUGGAAUUAAUGGCGGCAGUACUCGGAGCUCGACUGAGUCGAACGGUUUUAGAAAUGCUCUCUACAGAAAUCAAGCGGUGUGUGUUGUGGACGGACUCUCGUACAGUGUGCAGCUGGCUGCAGUCGGAUCAGUACAAAUUCAAGCAAUUCGUUGCUUUCAGAAUUGGCGAAAUACUGGAACUAACUAGAGUAACUGAUUGGCGUUGGGUUCCUACUAAACUGAAUAUCGCGGACGUAUUGACUAAGUGGGGACAUGGAUCGUCGCUUAACAGCGACGGAGAAUGGUUCAACGGAGCAUCGUUUCUGUAUCUGCACGAAGAAGACUGGCCAAGAAAAGAAAAGCCGUUCGAGGAGACAAGCGAAGAGGCUAGGGGAGUGGUACUGUUUCUACAACUAGUUGACAAUGUAGCUAUUUCAAGAUGGGCAACUCUGGUGAGAGUUAUUGCAUAUGCGGUUCGAUUCACAGAAAAUUGUAAGCGGAAAAAGAAAGGACAGCCGGUAGUAACGAUCAAAGCCACAACAAACCAACAACGAUCGAUUGAAACGAAAUACCCCACAGUGCUGCAACCUCUUCAGCAGGAAGAACUGCAGAAGGCCGAGAUAAUUCUGUGGAAACAAGUACAGUUCGACAGCUUUCCGGAUGAAAUGAGUGCGUUAACGAAAACUCUCUAUCUAAAGCCGGAGCGAAUACCAGCUAAAAUCGGAAGAUCGAGUAUUCUAGCAAAAUUGUCUCCAAUUCUGGACGACAACGGAGUUUUGCGGAUGGGUGGAAGAUUGGCAAUGGCGGAUAACGUUCCUUACGAUAAGAAGUUUCCGAUUAUUUUAUCACGACACCACGAUAUCACUAAAAAGUUGAUUCAUUCCUACCGCGAAAGGUUCGGGCACGCAAACAGAGAAACUGUCUGCAAUGAACUACGUCAGAAAUUCUGGAUUCCAAACCUCCGUGCAGUGAUCUGCCAAGUGAUGCGAGAGUGCGCAUGGUGCAAAGUUCAUCGAUGUCGCCCGCAAGUACCAAUGAUGGCUCCUCUUCCGGCACAACGUGUCAAGGCAGGAUUGCGUCCUUUCAGCUCGGUCGGCAUCGAUUAUUUGGGACCAGUAGAAGUAUCAGUUGGAAGAAGGAGAGAAAAGCGAUGGAUAGCCGUGUUCACGUGCCUCACCAUCAGAGCAGUACAUCUUGACGUGGUUUACAGCCUGACAACGCAAUCGUGCAUGAUGGCAAUUCGUCGAUUCACUUGCAAACGAGGCGUUCCUGAUUUCAUCUUCUCGGAUAAUGCAACUUGUUUUGCGGGUGCUAGCAAGGAGAUGCAGAAAGUGCUGAACAAGAUUCACAGUGACUGUGCCGAAGUAAUAACGACGGCUACGACGGCCUGGCGCUUCAUUCCGCCCGGCACUCCGCACAUGGGAGGUGCAUGGGAGCGGAUGGUUCGUUCCGUGAAAGAAGCGAUGAAGGCUCUGGAUGAUGGCAGGAAGCUAACGGACGAGAUAUUGAGCACCACACUCGCGGAGGCAGAAGACAUGAUAAACACUCGACCUCUUACUUAUGUUCCUCAAGAAUCUGCCGAGAUAGAAUCUCUGACCCCGAACCAUUUUCUACGCGGAACGGUGAAAGAUGCAGAUCUUACUGUUGAUUGCGGUGUGAACCUAGCGGAUGCCAUUAGAGAUGUCUACAAGCGGUCACAGUAUCUAUCGGACCGGAUGUGGGAGCGUUGGAGUAAAGAGUACCUACUGACGAUUAAUCGGCGUACCAAGUGGUACGAUGAGCGACGACUACUGAAAGUUGGAGACCUCGUGUUUAUUAUGGACGGCAAAGAGAGAAAGAAAUGGACCAGAGGAAUGGUCGAAGAAGUGAUGCAAGGGCCCGAUGGUCGAGUCCGAGAAGCAAGAGUUAGAACUGCAGCAGGAAUCCAUAGGCGUUCAGUGGCGAAUUUGGCGGUAUUAGAAAUUGAGAGUUGUAAAUCCGGAAGUCCCGAAGAAACAUCGGAUGUUACGGGCUGGGGUGUUAACACCGCUGGCAACACUGGCGAUAGAAUCGCUAAACGCAGCAUUGAGUGA
Messenger RNA from Malaya genurostris, 5343 nucleotides. RefSeq lists its product as uncharacterized. Gene Ontology annotation, biological process: DNA integration. Lineage: Eukaryota; Metazoa; Arthropoda; Insecta; Diptera; Culicidae. Gene Ontology annotation, molecular function: nucleic acid binding. The record is from RefSeq and is a predicted model, not a curated record. The coding region runs from base 1 to 5343 and encodes 1780 amino acids. The transcript has a single exon.